UUCUUUCGAGAAAUUGGGGGUGCUUGGGGUUGCAGGCUGGGGGCAGGCAGGGUUUAAGCACCUCGAGGAAAGCGUACAGUCGAGCCCCCGACGGAAGGAAGGCUGCGGAAAUUGGAAAUUUGCCGAUUCGACGAGAAGCGCCACGGGAAGGGGAAAGGAGCCGCGUUGAGGUCCGAAGCCGAAGCACCCGAGGCUGCCUCUCGAGGGCCAAGCGAGAUGGGAGGCGGCGAUGUGUUGCGGGUCCGAGGCUCGCAGCAGCUGCGGCUGCGCUUGGUGCUGGCGACGCUGAGUGGCUCGACUCUCAGAGUCGAUGACAUUCGCGCGCGGGAUGCGGCCCCGGGUCUCAGAGAUCACGAAGCCUCUCUUUUACGCUUACUGGAGAAAAUUAGCCACGGCUCCUCCGUGGAGAUUAAUGAAACAGGUACAAAGCUGAAGUACAAACCGGGAAUAUUAGUUGGGGGUCGGAACCUCGUACACGACUGUGGCUGUAGCCGGUCAAUUGGCUACUUUCUGGAGCCGCUUCUUAUCCUCGGCCUCUUCGGAAAGACAUCUCUCACCAUCUCGCUGAAAGGUAUCACCAACGAUGUGACGGAUCCCAGUGUGGACGCGUUUAGAAGCACUACUCUUCCAAUGCUGAAGCAGUUUGGAGUGCCCACUGAGGAUCUGGAGCUGAAAAUUAUCACCAGGGGGGCUCCUCCACUUGGGGGAGGAGAAGUACGCUUGAAAGUGCCCAUGGUUCCCACCAGCCUGUCUGCAGCGACCUGGACUGAUGAGGGCAUGGUGAAGCGGAUAAGAGGGGUUGCCUACUCCACACGAGUGUCACCUCAGAUGGCCAACCGCAUGAUCGAUUCCGCUCGAGGAAUCUUCAACCGUCUGCUGCCCGAUGUUUAUAUAUUUACCGAUCAUUAUACUGGCCACGAGUCAGGAAAGUCUCCCGGUUAUGGCAUAUCACUGGUAGCUGAGACCACUACAGGGUGUAUGCUGAGUUCUGAAAAGGCUGCAACUCCUCUCCAUCAAGAAGGUGAUGGUGCUGUAGAUGCAGAUACAGAUGCACGUGAACCACAGUUACCUGAGGAUAUUGGGCUUCAAGCCGCGUUGGUGUUACUGGAGGAAAUCAAGCAGGGUGGCGUUGUGGAUUCUACACAUCAAGCCUUGCUCUUCAUGUUAUGCGCGUUAAGUGCGGAGGAUGUUUCCAAAGUACGAGUUGGCAAGCUUUCACCUUAUGGCAUCCAAACACUGCGACUGAUAAAAGAGUUUCUCGGGGUGCAAUUCAACAUUAAACCCGAUCCAGCGAGUGGCACUGUUAUUCUUACCUGUGUAGGCAGUGGGUACAAGAACUUCUCGAGGAAAGUAUCUUAGGUUUCUCGUCCUAAGUUUGCUCUGGUCAUUGGCAACAAUUUUUACUGCGGUGAGAGAAAGAGAGAGAUAGGUAGAUUCACCCCCAUCCAUGUGCUUUAGUAGAAGAGGAAAACUGAAGAGUGAGGAUGGCGAGGUUUCUGUAUAAAGUGGUUACGAAAGUUUUGUAGAUGCUAGAAAUUCUUAGUGUUGAGUGAAAGUCUAGUGCCCUGCUGAUUGAUUCAGGCCACUGAACAGGUAAUUUUCAUAGAUCUCAAUGUAUUUUCGAUGUCAGAUUUUUCCCGUUCUAAUCGUCCCUGGAGCUAUCAUUUGUAACUAGGAUGAAGACGGCAAGUGCAGUUUCUUUGGCAUGUUUGAGAAGCUGUUGAUUCAUUACCACGGGUGACUGGUUCACUCCAUGAAUAUCUGUGUGACGAUUGAUUCGACAUGUUAGACCGUUUGGGGCAAGUUGCGAUUACUCGUGUGGCCUUUCUCGAAACACGACCAAAACGACCAAAAGCACAAUAUCUGCAUGUUGAAGUACAGUCACCCAAAAGUUUAUGUCACAAGAAAUCAGAAAGACUGCUAUAACUAGAAGUGGAGAACACAAUAUUGCUCUAGAUGUAUUUGUGCUAUCAAUCUGCGAGCACGACCAGACGAUCAGAUUACAUGAAUAAGGAAUAAACGAAGGUUAGAAAUUACCG
Molecule: messenger RNA, 2039 nt
Organism: Marchantia polymorpha subsp. ruderalis
Lineage: Eukaryota; Viridiplantae; Streptophyta; Marchantiopsida; Marchantiales; Marchantiaceae
Source: the annotation of a GenBank genome assembly